UAUGGUCAAACAGUAGUCACUCGUCUUCGGGAUUGAAUGGUCAACGGUUUGGAGAAUGGUCGAAUGAGAGAUAAUUGUUUAAGAGUUGUUAAAGAUACUUAUAAAAAGAACUACUUUUAAGAGUUAUAAAGUGCAUAUAAUCAUGGUUCGAAAAGCGAAAGAUUUUACGCAAAGCAAAGAGGAACGUAUGGUUAUCACGAUUGGAGAAAUCAUACAAGAAUUAUUGAAAGCUCAUCAAGAUAAUAGAGAUGUCGAUUUGAAUAAAUUAAAAACACGUAUAUCUUCAAAGUAUGGAUUGGAUAGAUCUCCUAGACUGGUCGACAUAAUAGCUGCUGUGCCAGCAGAUGCGAGAAACAUUUUAGUGCCAAAAUUAAAAGCCAAGCCUAUUAGGACAGCUAGUGGGAUAGCAGUAGUAGCCGUUAUGUGCAAACCACACAGAUGUCCCCAUAUCAAUAUGACGGGAAACAUUUGCGUAUAUUGUCCAGGAGGUCCAGAUUCUGAUUUUGAGUAUUCUACGCAAUCGUAUACAGGUUACGAACCUACAUCUAUGAGAGCUAUACGCGCGAGAUACAAUCCAUUUUUACAAACAAGACAUCGUGUUGAACAAUUGAAACAAUUAGGACACAGUGUAGAUAAAGUCGAAUUUAUCGUGAUGGGUGGAACGUUUAUGUCCUUGCCAGAGGAUUAUAGAGAUUAUUUUAUACGGAAUUUACACGAUGCUUUAUCCGGCCACGUGAGCAAUAACGUGGAUGAAUCGGUCAAGUAUUCGGAACGGAGUCGUACAAAAUGCAUCGGUAUAACCAUCGAAACACGACCGGAUUAUUGUUUGAAAAAGCAUUUGUCGGAUAUGCUGCGCUAUGGGUGCACGCGUCUUGAGAUCGGCGUACAAUCUGUCUACGAGGAUGUUGCACGAGAUACGAACAGAGGACAUACCGUCCGUGCAGUAUGCGAAAGUUUCCAAUUAUCAAAAGAUGCAGGUUUCAAAGUCAUAGCGCACAUGAUGCCAGAUUUACCGAAUGUUGAUAUCGAAAGAGACGUGGAACAAUUCAUCGAAUUCUUUGAAAAUCCUGCUUUUCGAGCGGACGGCUUAAAGAUUUAUCCAACGUUAGUAAUACGUGGUACUGGAUUGUACGAAUUAUGGAAAACUGGUAGAUACAAGAGUUAUGCACCGAGCGUUUUGAUUGACUUAAUAGCACGGAUUCUCUCUUUAAUACCGCCGUGGACGCGUGUCUAUCGCGUACAGAGAGAUAUACCAAUGCCUUUGGUCAGUUCUGGCGUGGAACAUGGUAAUCUACGUGAAUUGGCAUUAGCUAGAAUGAAAGAUUUAGGUACCGAUUGUCGUGACGUCCGCACAAGAGAAGUAGGAAUACAGGAGAUACAUAAUAAAGUUCAGCCGUACGAAGUCGAAUUAAUACGUCGCGAUUACGUUGCUAACAACGGAUGGGAAACGUUUCUUUCUUACGAAGAUCCAAUGCAAGACAUUUUAAUCGGCUUGCUUCGUCUAAGAAAAUGUUCUCCAGAUACUUUUAGAUCCGAAUUGAAGGAUAAAUGUUCGAUAGUAAGAGAACUCCAUGUUUAUGGUAGUGUAGUACCCGUUCAUGCACGGGAUCCAACCAAAUUUCAACAUCAAGGUUUUGGAAUGCUUCUAAUGGAAGAAGCAGAACGCAUCGCGAAAGAAGAACACAACUCUCGUAAAAUAGCUGUUAUUUCGGGCGUUGGUACAAGAAAUUAUUAUAGAAAAAUGGGUUACGAAUUGGAUGGCCCUUAUAUGUCUAAGAUACUAGUGUGAUUAAAAAGACGUAAUAAUAAUGUAAAUAAUAAAUUCUGUUUUAUCUUUACUAUAA
This is a messenger RNA of Vespula vulgaris, 1844 nucleotides long. It is a transcript of the gene Elp3, whose product is annotated as elongator complex protein 3. The transcript has 8 exons. Bases 143 to 1789 code for a protein of 548 amino acids. Gene Ontology annotation, cellular component: cytoplasm; nucleus; elongator holoenzyme complex. NCBI's taxonomy places the organism in Eukaryota, Metazoa, Arthropoda, Insecta, Hymenoptera, Vespidae. Gene Ontology annotation, biological process: tRNA wobble base 5-methoxycarbonylmethyl-2-thiouridinylation. Gene Ontology annotation, molecular function: acyltransferase activity, transferring groups other than amino-acyl groups; iron-sulfur cluster binding. The record is from RefSeq and is a predicted model, not a curated record.